Molecule: messenger RNA, 3806 nt
Organism: Brienomyrus brachyistius
Lineage: Eukaryota; Metazoa; Chordata; Actinopteri; Osteoglossiformes; Mormyridae
Gene: ipo8
Product: importin 8
Exons: 26
Coding region: 122-3283 (1053 amino acids)
Biological process (GO): protein import into nucleus
Cellular component (GO): nuclear envelope; cytosol
Molecular function (GO): small GTPase binding
Source: RefSeq, a predicted model, not a curated record
UUACGUCACUUUGCGUUGUCGUCUUCCGAUCGCCGGUCAAAUGGGGCAAGGCUGCCUGGCAUUCUUGCUUAUAACAUUGUAACCGUUACAGCAAUAACUUUAGUUUGUCAUCGAGGGGCAAAUGGACCCUAACCGAAUCAUCCAAGCUCUUAAGGGCACGAUUGACCCUAAUCUCAGAAUAGCCGCGGAAAAUGAACUUAACCAGUCCUACAAGAUCAUCAACUUUGCCCCCACCUUGCUCCAGAUCAUUGUAUCAGAUCAGGUUGAGUUUCCUGUACGGCAAGCAGCUGCCAUCUACCUGAAAAACAUGGUGAGCCAGUACUGGCCGGACCGGGAACCUUCCCAUGGAGAACUUGUGUUUCCCUUCAACAUUCAUGAAAACGACCGGCAGCAGAUCAGGGACAACAUCGUGGAGGGGGUCAUUCAGUGUCCUGAGUCCAUUCGGGCUCAGCUGAACGUGUGCCUCCGUGUCAUUAUCAAGCACGACUUCCCUUGCCGCUGGACUGGUGUCGUGGACAAGAUCCGGUUGUACCUGCACUCCCAGAACAGCACCAGCUGGUAUGGCAGCCUGCUGGCUCUCUACCAGCUGGUCAAGACCUACGAAUACAGGAAGGCAGAGGAGAGAGACCCCCUCCUGGCGGCCAUGCAGAUCUUCCUGCCCCGAAUUCAGCAGCAAAUCACUCAGCUGUUGCCGGACGCCACUGUUUUUUCAGUGCUGAUCCAAAAGCAAAUUCUUAAAAUCUUCCAUGCACUGGUGCAGUACUCAUUGCCACUGAACCUGGUGAACAACACGGUUCUGACCCAGUGGAUGGAGGUGCUCAGGGCCAUCUUGGAUCGAGAUAUCCCUCCUGAGACGCUGGAGGUCGAUGAGGAUGAUCGCCCGGAGCUUGUUUGGUGGAAGUGCAAAAAAUGGGCAUUACACAUCAUUAACAGGCUGUUUGAGAGGUAUGGAAGUCCUGGCAAUGUGACCAAAGAGUACUUCGAGUUUGCAGACUUCUUUCUGAGGACGUAUGCAGUGGGGAUCCAGCAGGUUCUGCUGAAGGUAGUGGACCAGCACAGACACAGACAGUAUGUCAGUCCCCAUGUCCUGCAGCAGGCGCUGAACUACCUGAACCAGGGCGUCUCCCACUCGCUCACGUGGAAGCAGAUAAAGCCGCACAUGCAGGCCAUCUGUCAGGAGGUCAUUUUCCCACUUAUGUGCUACAAGGAUGAGGAUGAGAAGCUCUGGCAGGAGGAUCCGUAUGAAUAUAUCCGCAUGAAAUUCAAUUUGUAUGAUGACCAUGCACUGCCUGCCACUGCUGGCCAAAGUCUCCUGUGCAAAGCAGCCCGGAAGAGGAAGGAGGUUCUGCCUCAGAUGAUGGAAUUCUGCCACCAGAUCCUAAUGGAUCUAAACACUGACCCCCGCAGGAAGGAUGGGGCAUUGCAUGUUAUUGGUUCACUGGCUGACCUCCUACUCAAGAAGAGGGUUUACAAGGACCAACUGGAACUAAUGCUGCAGAACUAUGUAUUCCCCCUGCUGAACUCAAACCUGGCAUACCUCCGGGCUAGGUCGUGCUGGGUCCUGCAUUCCUUCAGUCCCCUGCAUUUUCAUAAUCAUCUUGUCCUGUGUAACGCUGUGGAGCUGGUGAAGCAGAACCUCAUUGCUGACAAAGAGAUGCCAGUCAAGGUGGAGGCAGCCAUUGCCCUGCAAAUGCUCGUCAGCAACCAGGAACAAGCCAAGGUCUACAUAAGACCCUACAUCAGGUCUGUGAUGCAGGAGCUUCUGCACAUUAUCAAAGAGACGGAGAAUGAUGAUCUCACCAACGUCAUCCAGAAGAUGAUCUGCGAGUAUAACGAAGAGGUGGCAGUCAUCGCUAUUGACAUGACACAGAACCUGGCGGAGAUCUUUAGCAAGGUCUUGCAGAGUGAGGAGUAUGAAGAGAGUGAGGACAAGACUGUGAUGGCCUUGGGUAUCCUCAGCACCAUUGACACGAUCCUCACUGUCAUGGAGGACCACAGAGAGUCGCAAUGUGAGCAAUUUCCUCCGGGAUUAAUAAAGUCCCCUGAUUCUGAUUCAUCUCUGCAACCACAAAGGCUGAUUCACAGUAACCACAGUAACCCUUCCUCAUUCCACGCAAUCACACAGCAGUUGGAGGGAAUCUGUUUGCAAGUCAUUGGCCUUGUGCUGCAGAAACCUAUAAUAGAGUUCUAUGAAGAGAUCUUGUCUCUGGCCUUCGGCCUGACCUGUCAGGCUAUCUCCCCCCAGAUGUGGCAGCUCCUGGGGCUUCUCUAUGAUGUUUUCCAGCAUGACUGCUUCGACUACUUUACAGAUAUGAUGCCUCUCCUGCAUAAUUAUGUGACAGUGGAUACUGACAUGCUGUUGUCCAACUCCAAACACCUGGAGGUCAUUUACACCAUGUGUAAGAAGGUCCUCACUAGCGAUGCAGGUGAGGAUGCAGAAUGCCAUGCUGCCAAGCUGCUGGAAGUCGUCAUCCUGCAGUGUCGCGGAAGGGGCAUCGACCAAUGUGUCCCCCUGUUUGUGGAGGCUGUCCUGGAGCGGCUGACGCGUGGCGUGAAGUCCAGCGAGCUGCGGACCAUGUGCUUGCAGGUUGGCAUCGCGGCGCUGUACUAUAACCCCACCUUGCUGCUGCACACUCUGGAGAGCAUUCGCUUCCCACAUAGCCCAGAGCCCAUCACCACGCAGUUCAUCAACCAGUGGAUGAAUGACACAGAGUUCUUCCUGGGGCUCCAUGACCGUAAGAUGUGCAUCAUCGGCCUGAGUGUGCUGAUGGAGCUGCCCAGUCGGCCGGCUGCAGUGGAAGAGGCGGUUGCUCAGAUUGUUCCGUCGAUCUUGCUGCUUUUCCUGGGUCUGAAGCAUGCUUAUGCUUCACGGAUGCUGAAUAAACCAGACAUUUUGGCCAGAAGACCUGUCUCGGAGGAGGAUGACAAUGAGGAGAUCUCUAGUGAUGACGAUGAGGUCAACGAGGUUAACCGCAAACGAAACAUCAGUCAGCAGCCUGCCAGCUCAGCGGGUGGAUUGGAGGAUGACGAUGAAGAGGAGGAGUACUGGGACGAGGAAGGUCUGGAGGGGACGCCCCUGGAGGAGUACAACACUCCCCUGGACUAUGAUAAUGGGGAGGACGAGUACCAGUUUUUCACUGCCGCUCUGCUCAGGGUGCAGAACACAGAUACUCAGUGGUAUCAGUCCCUGAUGGCACCGCUUAGUAACGACCAGAAGAAGCAGCUGCAGGAGAUCUACAGUGUGUCCCAGCAGAGGAGGAGUACAGGCAUCAAAGGGCAGUGAACUUACCACACAGUUGAAUUCACUUUGAUCUAUCAGAUCAGUGGGGUUUUAAUGUGAGUGGAUUACGGUCAUGGCCUGGGCCAGGUCUGGAGCUACCCUUCAGACUGCUUUACCGAAACCCCCAGACCAGAGCUGAGGCGCAGAGAGUCAGGAGGAUUUAGGGUUUAGGGUCCUCUGUCUUUCUGUCACUGACCAGCUGGCUCAACCAUCAGUAUCUGCACUAGUGUGUGUGAAGAAAAGUGAUGGACAAUUCAUUGUAUCCACUGGGUACAUGUGCUGGCGUUUGUCCUUCUCAUUUUCUAAGGACUGAUAGGUCAGAGGCCCGUAACCUCAUCGGUGCCAUGCAGGCUACGGCGGGUUUCUGCCUGUCCAGCAGGACUUCAGCUUGUUUUCCUACACAGACACACCGCCGGAGUGAGACGUCGGAAAGCUCCCCGUGGAACUAAAGGCACAAGCAGGAGUCGGACACUUUUGUAACAGUUUUCAGAAUUAACUUAAAUUCAUAAACUCUGGUUUAACACCA